AUGCCACCUAAAGGAAGGCCAGCAAAGAAGAAAAGAAAUAUAUCAGGUCUACGGAAUCAAGGAUCCAGUGAAUCAAAGCCUACAGAUAGCAAUCCUCCAAGUACAUCAUCUACAUCACAGUCUUAUCAAUGGGAUCGGACAACCAUCAACAAAAAGAAACCCCUAUACAAGCUCAAAGAGGAAGCUAGUAGUGAGAAGGGCCUGUCUGACUCGGAAUCUGAAUCCGAUCUCGAAUUGGAUGAUGAAAAUGAUGGAAUUGAUACAGACUGGAAGGGGUUCAUGAAUGCCGAGUUCAAAAAGCGAUUGGCCAAGCAAUAUUGGGACAUCAAAGAAAAGGAGAAUGAUAUGGAGUGGCUACCAUACAAACUUCGUGUUAUGGUUCAAGGAAAACAAGCAGUGAAAAAAGGUCGACCGAAGGUUUACCAAAAGGGGCCCAAUAUUAUGAGCAAGCCUGCUCGUACUCAGAGAGACCAUAAAGAAUUAAUACGGAAUCAGUCAAAUCUUGAUCGAUAUCUCAAUAUGCCAAUUCACUCACCUGGUCCCAGCACGCCAAUUGUACCCCAAAUGCGAAAGGCAUCCAAGCGCAGUACUUCAUCUCAUGAAACAAUCGAGCCUGAUUUAAGGUCCAACUCGUCAAUUGAGAUUUUGGAAACAUCUGGGUUGCCGUUGCAAGAAGAUACACCUGUACCGGAGUCCGAAAUCUAUGAAGAAACAGUCAAUGACAAAAACAACAAUAGUAUAUUUGAUCAACAAAUAGAAACAGCACAUAAGACAGUUUAUUUAUAA
Psilocybe cubensis is the source of this 786-nucleotide messenger RNA. RefSeq lists its product as uncharacterized. NCBI's taxonomy places the organism in Eukaryota, Fungi, Basidiomycota, Agaricomycetes, Agaricales, Agrocybaceae. The transcript has 2 exons. The coding region runs from base 1 to 786 and encodes 261 amino acids. The record is from RefSeq and is a predicted model, not a curated record.